GGGCUGUCGGUAACCUGGUCGGACUCGCGGCCGCCGCGCUUCCUGGUGUCGCCGCAGAGGGCGCCGGCUGCUGAGCCGCCCACAGAGUCGCGAGGCCGGAAGCAGCGCGGCACCGCCCGUUCGCCCCAGCCGCCGCCAUGAAGGCCGUGGUGCAGCGCGUCACCCGGGCUAGCGUCACAGUUGGAGGAGAGCAGAUAAGUGCCAUUGGACGGGGCAUCUGUGUGUUGCUGGGUGUUUCUCUGGAAGAUACACAGAAGGAAUUGGAGCACAUGGUCCGAAAGAUUUUAAACCUGCGUGUUUUUGAGGAUGAGGGUGGGAAACACUGGUCGAAGAGUGUGAUGGACAAGCAGUAUGAGGUGCUGUGUGUCAGCCAGUUCACCCUCCAGUGCGUCCUGAAGGGGAACAAGCCUGACUUCCACCUGGCGAUGCCCACGGAGCAGGCAGAGAGCUUCUACAACAGCUUCCUGGAGCAGCUGCGCAAGACAUACAGGCCGGAGCUCAUCAAAGACGGCAAGUUUGGUGCCUACAUGCAAGUCCAUAUUCAGAAUGAUGGGCCUGUGACCAUAGAACUGGAAUCCCCGGCUUCUGGUGCUGCUACCUCUGACCCAAAGCAGCUGUCAAAACUUGAAAAACAGCAGCAGAGGAAAGAAAAGACCAGAGCCAAAGGGCCUUCUGAGUCAAGCAAAGAAAGAAACACUCCACGCAAAGAAGACCGCAGUGCCAGCAGUGGCGCCGAGGGCGACGUGUCUUCCGAGCGGGAACCGUAGACUUUGGGGCGGUACUCAGUGCAUUAUUAUUGGGCAGAACUGGAUCCUGAAAAUUUCAUGAAAGAUGCUAACUACCUACACUGCUUUAAGAAUUUGGAACUGAAUCACGAAAAGAAAGAUAGAAGUAAGAAACUUGGAACCUGAAUAGCCCUGAAAAAAAACACCAAAGGAACAUUACCAUUUUCUGUUGUUGCUGUGGUCUGAUAGAGGAAGUGGGUGAUGCUAGUGUGGGGAGGAGUGCACCCUAUUCUCUUGGCAGCAGGGCAUGUGCCUAGUGCCUCCCCGACAGAAAGGUUUUGUUAUUUCCUAUGAUGUCUUGGCUUGCUUUUGGGACAGGCUAGCCCAACAUCAUUUGUCAUUGAGUCCUUCUUUCACUGUGGUAUGUUUCUGUGUGUCUGUGAUGGGUCUCAAAUGCAUUCAUGCUGUCCAUGUUUUUCCCAACACUGGCUAAGCCAGGGCCUAUGUAAAGGUGUAAAGAGAACAAUCAUCAGUGGUAAUGUAUUGUGUAAGAACUUUGCAUCUUAUAAAUUUUCUCUUUUUUUCUAAAGAAUAAAUCUUUGAACCUCAACAAAUCACUUUAUUAUUAAAGAAA
Messenger RNA from Manis pentadactyla (Chinese pangolin), 1359 nucleotides. It is a transcript of the gene DTD1, whose product is annotated as D-aminoacyl-tRNA deacylase 1. Gene Ontology annotation, molecular function: D-tyrosyl-tRNA(Tyr) deacylase activity. Bases 138 to 767 code for a protein of 209 amino acids. NCBI's taxonomy places the organism in Eukaryota, Metazoa, Chordata, Mammalia, Pholidota, Manidae. The record is from RefSeq and is a predicted model, not a curated record. The transcript has 6 exons. Gene Ontology annotation, cellular component: cytoplasm. Gene Ontology annotation, biological process: tRNA metabolic process.